AUGGACGAAGAUUCUUUUGCCAGUCCGGCAAAGACGUUUGAGAGGAUAUUUGGCGAUGGAAGGCUGCGAGUGGUCUCAUACAAUGUUUGUGGUUUUGGUGCAGGUUUUAAAGAAAAUGUCGAUACUGAAGAAGUGACGAGAGUCUAUGGAAGGCUUCGAAAGGAUUUGAGUGAUCUCAAAGCAGACAUCAUUUGCCUGAAUGAAGUAAAACGGAUUUCUGUGAAAGAUCCCGAAGGCAAUGAUCGGGAUGAUACUUUGGAAGCUUUAGCUGAAGAUUUGGAAGAGAUGGAGUAUUUCUUUGCUCACGCAAAUCCUGGAUAUGAGAGCUUCGGCAAUGCUAUCUUGGUCAGCAGGAAGCUUCAGGUCUGUGUUGCUGCAAGCCUGGAAGAUGCUGACAAGAAAUUUGCAGUGCUGGCCACGCAUUUAGACCAUAUAUCUGAGGCAGAGCGACUUCGUCAAGCAGAGUCGAUUUUGUCCCAUCGAGCUCGACUGAGCAAUGGCCUUCCACAUCUACUUGUAGGGGAUCUGAAUGCAAUGAAGCGUUCUGAUUACUCUGAAGAGGAGUGGGCAGCCCUAGAGGCUCGAAACUCGAGAAAUCGCUGGAGUCCACCCGAGGACUCAGCUGCCCUGGUGGCAUUGGAGGCUGCUGGCUACAGAGACAUGCACCAGACAGCGUCUGAAGCUCGCUGGACCUUGGCAGCGGAUCCACCUGCUCGAAUCGAUUACAUCUUGGCAUCCAACGACUUCGGCAGAAUAGGCAGAAUCAACGAGGCUUUCGUUGCAUCAGCCGUUGGAUCUGAUCACCUCCCAAUGGUAUUGGACAUUCUUUUGAAAGAGACUUGA
Molecule: messenger RNA, 843 nt
Organism: Cladocopium goreaui
Lineage: Eukaryota; Dinophyceae; Suessiales; Symbiodiniaceae
Source: the annotation of a GenBank genome assembly